Salvia miltiorrhiza (redroot sage) is the source of this 2396-nucleotide messenger RNA. RefSeq lists its product as uncharacterized. The record is from RefSeq and is a predicted model, not a curated record. Gene Ontology annotation, biological process: gene silencing by siRNA-directed DNA methylation. The transcript is spliced from 9 exons. The coding region runs from base 95 to 2245 and encodes 716 amino acids. NCBI's taxonomy places the organism in Eukaryota, Viridiplantae, Streptophyta, Magnoliopsida, Lamiales, Lamiaceae.
GCUGAUAAAAAUUAUUCUUCUCCUCCGGUUUGAGGUUCGUAUCAACGAUUUACAGUCGACACACUCAAUCGACUCCAUUCAUUUUGCUUGGGCUAUGGUGCCGACAAAAUCGAACCCACCCGUCAAUGAGGGCGCAAACGUUGCCGGCUGUACAACAGAAAAAUCAGUAACUAUUGGAGAAUCGAGCACAAUGAGCAUUGAAGUGCGUACAAAACAUAGGAAUGAUCAGAAAUUGGCCGAAUUUAAAACUGGUGUUGUCGAAGGCGCUGCUCGUAAGCGAAAACACAAGGAAUUGGCCACACGGAAUGUGGGUGUGGUUAUUCGAGAGAAUAAUCAUGUCGUAGCAGCGGCUGAAGAUCUUUCUUCAGCCGCUGACACGAAGAAAAUGCGCUAUGAAAAAAGGAAGGCUGCUCUGGUGAACUACAAGAAGCUUGUAGUUAAGCCGGCGGAGGAUUAUCCGUCGUUGUUUACCAGGACCACGCCGUGUGCUCUCUUGAAGGCUAUUGGUGAGAUGAAUGAUCUUCAACAACAAUCUGUCGUGGGCUUGGGUUUUGAGCAUGUACUUGACCUGCCAAUCCAGGAUCUCCCGGGGAAACUGAGCUACUGGGUUUUAGAUUCAUUCAAUGGAAGACGUUGCGAGGUAGUGUUACCUGAUGGCCGGUCGAUACCAGUAACAGAGGACGAUGUUCGUAGGGUAUUAGGCUUCCCCAAGGGUGAUAGAGAUAUGGUGCUCCUCAACCGAGAGGAGAACACAGGAUUGUAUGAGCAAUGGAAGCAGCUUUUCCCGGGAAAAAAUCCGAAGAAUAUUAAGAUAAACGAGGUGAAGGAUGCAAUGCUCGCAUGUGUUGACGGAGGGAGGUGGUUCAAGAUUCAUUUCUUGAUUAUGGUUGCUCAUUGCCUGAUUGAGAGUACAAGCAACGGAUGUGUCUUCCCCAGGGUUAUUAAGUGCCUCGAGGAUCUGACAACUGUUGGCCAGUGGAACUGGUGUGAGUGCGUCAUUCGGUCUUUGAUCGCAAACAAAGGAGACUGGGAGAAGGAUACCUCAAAGAUGUACGUUGGACCUACAAUGUUUCUGACGGUGUUUUACGUGGACAGGGUGCAAUGGGCAAACUCAGACGUUCGCAGGGAUUUCCCACUGAUUAAGAACUGGAAUACCAAGAAGCUUAGGGAUAGAGAGUCUGAUGAGAUUGGUGCUGGUGAAUUUGGGGAUGGAAUCAUCAUGAGACCUAUAGAUAUUGUGGAUGUUGCUGACUUGUUGGCCAGCAAGAUUUCUCUUUUUGAGAGAACAAGAGAUGAUAUCUUGAACAUAAUCAAUUCUGCAGAUGAGAGCAUACACGCAUGUGAAGAUUUCAAGAAAUUGUAUGACGAAGCGAAGAGAUUGUUGUUGUAUUCACCAAUUCUGCUUACAAGUUUGCCAGUCGACAAGUUUCAAGAGCACGAGGAUGAAGGCAAUGUGGUUCAUGAGACGCUGGGGAAGACUCACAACAAUGAAGAGGAUUUCUGCCUUGGACUAACACAAAUGGAGGGCAAUGGUCGGAAUGCUGGUGCAAACACCGGAGAAGGGAAUGACAGUUUGAAAUGCAAGAGAGAGAAGGAAGAGGCUCUGAAAAAAGUUGUUGAGUUUGAAAGAAACUUGGAUGAGAAGCAGAAGCUUGAAAUGGAAAUUGAAGAACUGAAACGAAAGUUGGAGCUAAAUCGGACGAAUUUGGAUGAUCUAGAAGAUAUAAACCACGAAUUGUUUUCUAAAGAGCGCCAAAGCAAUGACGAGCUGCAAGAGGCUCGCAAGGAACUAAUUGCGGGUUUAACUGAUAUGCUGAGCAGCAGCCGUGUUAACAUAGGGAUAAAAAGAAUGGGUGAACUCGACGCGAAAGUGUUCAAGAAUGCAUGCAGGCAACGAUACCCUCUCGAAGAAGCAGAGAUGAAGGCUGCUGAACUUUGCUCCUUGUGGGAAGAGAAGGUCAAAAAUCCGGCAUGGCACCCGUUCCGAGUUGAGGAUAGCAAGGGGAAUGCUCAGCUCGUGCUGAAAGAGGAUGACGAAUUGCUAGUAGGCCUUAGAGAAGAGUGGGGAGACGAAAUCUAUGAUGUCGUUGCGACAGCCGUGAAGGAAAUCCAAGAAUACAACCCGAGUGGUUGCUACGUGGUUCCGGAGCUGUGGAGCUUCAAAGAAAACAGGAAGGCCACCCUGAAGGAAGUCAUUGCAUACGUUUUCAAUCAAGUGAAGACGCUCAAGCGCAAGAGAAAUUAACAAGAUGGUCAUCUCAGUUGGUGAUGAUUUGAGCUGUUUCAACUGUUAUGUUGCAUCAGUCUAAUUUUGCAAUUGUUUUGGGUCUUGAAGAAUACUCCCUCCGUCGCUAAAAUUGUGGACCAAAAGAAAUGGCACGGAUUUUUAAGAAAAA